AGCCUUUGACGGAUAGAACCCGUUGCCAACACCCGUAUAUUACACAGUAUUCUACUAGUUUGUUAAUAUAUACUUACUUUGAAGUCCGGUCAAACAACAACAACAACAAAAAUAUUCGAGGCGGAAAAUUUGACGCUUAUUAACGCGGAGAACGCCUUUGUGCAUUUUUAUUAUUAUUAUUAUUAUUAUUAUAAUCUUUUUAUUAUUAUUAUUUUUUUUUUUUUGAUAUAUUAUACUAUAUAAUAUAUAAUACAUAAGAAAAUAAUACGAAAAAUGGGCCAUAAUAAAUAAAUAAAAUAAUAAUAAAAAGAAACCAAAAUUAGAAAAAAAAAAAAAAAAACUUAUCGAUAUUAUAUACAUAUAACCUGUAAUACUUAUCGUACUUAUCUGUAUACAUACAGUAGUCAAUGCAAAAGUCGUUUGAGCGCGCAACUGAUAUUAUUAUUAUUAUUUUUUUUUAUAUUUAUAUGUAAAACGUCAAUAGAUCUCCGUUCGAGAUAUUUUUAUCGCGGCACGGACUCCGGGAUAUUUUUGAUAUAGAAGACAGAAAAAAUAAACAUAUAAAAUGCAUUACUGCGGUUCCCGAUAAAUAUCCGUACGUUGCGGAUUCCCAACAGCGGCGGCGAUUCCUCAAACGAUCAAUCUCGUAUUUUCAAUAGAGCGGGUUAUUCUUCCGGCGAACAUCCGAGGAUCGCGAGCUCCACGAGCCCCUUACCCUACAGCGAAAUGUCGAACUUUUCCCUGUUGCACGUUCUCCCGUCCGUCGGCGCGGUGAACUUUAUUAUCUACGAGGCCGACACAAUUCGGGACACUCACCACACCUGUACGAAUCAAAAGUCGUAUUUUUCAGCGGGCUUGGCUUUUAUUACUUUUCAUGGAUAAUGGUCCGAUCGAACGACGCGGGAUUCACAAAGUAUACGCCGACUUGGUAAAACGUAAUGAACAACAAAUUUUGGCCGUUGGUUAUCGUUAGGCGUUAAUUUAAAAUUUAAAAAUUAAGAAAAUUCAACAGUUUCUAAUCGUUAUGUUUUUAUAGUGCACACUUCUCAAAUCCGUACCACACACUUCUAAUUUCCGAUUAAACACUUUGUGUUACGGUUCAAUGGGAAAAAAAAAAAAAAAAUUAGCGACUACAGUUCAGCGUCCUUCUAAAAUUUACGAACGCCCGCCGAAAUAUUUACGAUUUGUAUGCAAUCCGGUUGAACCCUACGUGCUAGAACCAUAUUUAGAAGUACAUGCAGUUCCAUCAGAGUUAUUCUCCGCAGUAUAUUUCUGUUAUACACACACUACCGUACCGGUCAAAUAUCGUAAACGUUCGGAAUCCCUUCGCCGCGCCACUGCGGUCCCGCCCAGCGGCGUGAGUAAUCGUUCCCCACAAUAUGCCCGCAAAACAAACGUUUAAUAUUCCGUUACCGGAUUCGAUCGGUCCGUUUUCCGUACAGCG
Cinara cedri is the source of this 1444-nucleotide messenger RNA. NCBI's taxonomy places the organism in Eukaryota, Metazoa, Arthropoda, Insecta, Hemiptera, Aphididae. The record is from the annotation of a GenBank genome assembly.